GGGAGCAGUCAUAUGAAGUGCAAGACUGAUCUCUUCGAGAAUAAUCUCCAAUGUCCUCCAGAUCAUGAUGCUCACAAAAUGAUCUUGCAGCCAACGCUUAGCUCUUCAGACGACUUCUUUCUAUUCCACAAUGACUAUCCCACGGAACAGGUUCCGCGAUUGGCAGCUUACCCCACGCAGAGCUGCUUAUGUUCUAUCAUGUUAGGUCUGGCGAGGCAAUUCCGCAAGAGGAGACCAACGCUUUGUGGCAAAGUAUAAAAAGGGAAGUUAAGGCUGCACUACUUGUACUUUGUUCCUACUGUGAAGUGAUCAUUGUUCUUCCUCGAGUCUCGCAGUGCUUCCCCACUCAAACCCUCAUCAAUGCCCAUGGCAGAAACUCCCAUCAGGAACCCUACUCAACCCUCAUAUUCUGCGAAGUCACCGAAGAAAACUGGCGCGCCGUAGCAAACCUGAGCCCUAAAGCCGGCCAGAUAGGAAACCUCGCCCCCAACGUCUGGACUCCUGCGAAGCGCAUUACUCCGAAGACGCGUGGGUACGAGCCAUCUACGCCGACGAGACGGUUGUCGGCAUGCUUAUGAUGGUAAAUAUGGGAUCCUGAAAAGGCAUACUACAUUUAGUGAUCCAUGAUUGAU
Messenger RNA from Aspergillus novofumigatus IBT 16806, 632 nucleotides. RefSeq lists its product as uncharacterized. Lineage: Eukaryota; Fungi; Ascomycota; Eurotiomycetes; Eurotiales; Aspergillaceae. The transcript has a single exon. The record is from RefSeq and is a predicted model, not a curated record. Bases 189 to 578 code for a protein of 129 amino acids.